UUGUUGCCGCCCCUUGCCCUGCCUUCCGCAGCAUGGGCGGCUUCGAGGAGGUCCCCGCGGGCACUUGCCAGGAGAUGUGCCCAGCCGGCGAGCUGGUGCGGCGGCGGCGCCAGAAACGGCUGCACAUCUUGGAGCUGGGGCCGCCCGAGCAGGCGGUGAAGGAGUACUCACGGCCUGCCGCCGGCAAGGAGUGCCCGCGGCCAGAAGAGUUGCGUCCGCCGCCAGUGCUGCUGGCCACGGUGCGGCACCUGCUGGGCGAAGCGGCCCGCCGGCGUCCCGACGUGUCCGCAGCGGAGCAGUGCGCCUUCAUCACCGACCGCCUGCGCGCCGUGCGCCUCGACCUCACGGUGCAGCGUGUGUCCGGCCUGGCCUGCGCUGCAGUCCUCGAGCGCUCCCUCGUCUACCUGCUCCGCGCAGGACACCAGCUCUGCGGGGAGCCAGCGGCCCGCUUCGACGCCCACUUGCACCGAGCCCAGGUCCAGGAGUGCUUCGCCGCCCUGCGCCGAGCCUACCGGCACGAGGAGGACGACCGCGCCGCCGCCCAGCCCCUCUUCCAAGCGCUCUUCUUGCUGUACAACUUGGGUGCCCCAGAUGCUCUCUGGCAGAUUUUACAGCUCCCCAAUCACAUCCGAGCUUCCCCUGAACUUUCCACAGCACGAGCGAUCAACUUGGCUUACUUGGAGCACAACUUUGCCCGCUUCUUCCGCCUGGCUCGGAAGCUGCCCUACCUGCAGAGCUGUGCCCUCCAUCCACACUUGGCCAGGGCCCGUCGCCUAGCCCUGCUCACCUUCAGCCAUGGCUUCAGUAGCAGGAACUGCCGCUACCCUUUGGAUCGGCUGGCCCACCUGCUAGCUGUAGACAGCCUUGAGGAGGCUGAGGCAUUGUGCCAGGCACAGGGUUUGACGAUGCUGGAGGGAAGUGUCAUCUUCCAGAAAGGAUCUUUCAAGGACUCUGGUCCCCUAAAUCACAGCCCUUCGUGCCUGCUUGUAGAUAGGAAGUGGGGACAGACCACUCUUCAGGAGUUCACAGAGGGUGUCUGUAGCUGAAUGGAAAGACCAACAUCUGUUCUGAGGGGUGGUGUUGUCCCCCUUGGUCAUCCCAAGUUGUGGUUGUCUCUACAUAGGUGGCAAAGUGAGGUGGGAGAAUGGAUUCUUUUGUUUCCAUGAGGCAGAGUGAUGUAGGCCUCAUUUUGCUGACCGUUUGCACUAGGUGCAGAGAAGGAAGGAACCAUUGGGUGGCUUUGGACAACCAUUUACCUCACUGGGAUGGCUUAAUUGGUAACACGUUGUGAGGGUACCUGCCCACCUCUUCCUUCUUUUGUGUAGAUUUGGAGGGACAGCCACCACAUUCUGUCUUGUGGUUCAAUUCCCUGUCCAGGGAGCUGCUAUCAAAGCCUUUAAGCCAAGAAAAAGGCACGGGCCUCAGGGCUAUCUGGUGUCAAAGGGUGCUCUUGCUUUCUUUUCAGGCCAGCACUCUGCUUUGGCAGUGAGGUAUGUCUGGCUGCUGGAAGCAAUUUUGCCUGCCUACACACUACUAGGUGCCUC
Molecule: messenger RNA, 1544 nt
Organism: Heteronotia binoei (common prickly gecko)
Lineage: Eukaryota; Metazoa; Chordata; Lepidosauria; Squamata; Gekkonidae
Gene: SAC3D1
Product: SAC3 domain containing 1
Exons: 2
Coding region: 33-1046 (337 amino acids)
Biological process (GO): spindle assembly; centrosome duplication
Cellular component (GO): centrosome; nucleus; spindle
Source: RefSeq, a predicted model, not a curated record